This is a messenger RNA of Cyprinodon tularosa, 6608 nucleotides long. Its product is annotated as pikachurin. The transcript has 25 exons. Bases 1 to 3195 code for a protein of 1064 amino acids. NCBI's taxonomy places the organism in Eukaryota, Metazoa, Chordata, Actinopteri, Cyprinodontiformes, Cyprinodontidae. Gene Ontology annotation, molecular function: protein binding; calcium ion binding. The record is from RefSeq and is a predicted model, not a curated record.
AUGGAUCUUACAUGUAAAGAAAAAAGUCUUCUAUACUUCAUUUUCUUGUCUAUCUGCUCUGCCAGCGUUUCUGUUGGUGCCAGAAGAUCAAAUGCGCGGAGAUCAGAACGUCUAAGUCCUCCAUUAGACAUCCAGCUGGAGACACUCAACUGUAGCGCCUUCAGUGUGCGAUGGAAGAUGCCCCGCAGACAUGUCAGCACAAUCACUGGAUACAAGAUCUUUUACACAGAGAUAAAGAAUGGACACCCAGUUAGUACAACAUCCAUCAUGGAAGUGCCUCUGAGUUUGGACAUGCUAACCACUGGGCAAUUUGAUGGACAAGCAAGUUUUGAUGUAGACAUUGGAAACCUAAAGGUGAAUUCCAACUACAGAGUCAGCGUUGGUGCAUACGGCUGGACCGGGGAGGGCAGACCAAGCAUGCCCAGAGACAUCAGUACUGCCUCACAUGAGAUGUGUAUGCCCCCUUCACCACCAACUCAGCCAGUCGUCAUGGCCGUAUCAGACACAGAGUUGGCCUUAUCAUGGCAGGAAGGAGAGAGUCAGGGAAGCUCCCCUGUUCUUCACUUUUUGGUGGCUUACAUCAGGCCAGAAAUGGACACAGAGUGGACUUAUAUACGUGAGCCCAUUGAGACCAAUUCCAUGGUUUUAAAAGGCUUGUUACCAGAAACAGAGUACCAGUUUGUUGUCAGAGCGGUCAACAUGCAUGGUGUGAGCCCACCAAGUCACAUCAACAUCCCUGUGCGAACCCUUGGUCCAAUGGAUGUGGGAAGUGGUGAUUUGGGGCUUUACCGCACAGAUUCUAGAUUUAAAGAUGAAGAUGGAUUUGACAUUGAUGACUCAGAUUAUGAUGUCUUUAUUGAAGAGUUGAAGCCAUUUCCAGGUAUCACUGAGAACAACAGGAAAUCCCAACUGCGCUCACACCCCGGACCACCAUCUGGACGCAAUGUUAUUUACCGCAUGAACACCAACGUCCCUCCAAAUGUCACUGAUCAACCAGUUACUACGACAACCUCCUCCAUACUUUUAGACUUCACAGAUCUGGCUUUGGCGUCAGAGCCCAGUAACACUGCUGACACCCCAACCAUUGCCCUACCUACCACCACGAGCUCACCAUUGCCCACCACUUCUGUUCCUACUAUCUCACGAUGGCAAGGUGAGAUACCUCGUGUGAAUGACUUGACUUGUGGAGAUACUGUGUGUCCACCUGACAGUUUCUGCCUCACUGAUUAUGAGAGUGGAGGUUCGCGCUGCCACUGUAACCUUGGACGCAGAGGCGACACUUGCUCUGAGGCUGUGACAGUGAACUUUCCCAGGUUCUAUGGCUACUCUCACAUGACAUUUGAACCCCUGAAAAAUUCCUACCAGACCUUUCAGAUCACUCUAGAGUUUAAGGCAGAAUCUGAGGAUGGCUUAUUGCUUUACUGUGGAGAGAAUGAACAUGCUCGUGGAGACUUCACAUCAUUAGCUUUGGUUCGUGGUAAACUAAACUUCAGGUUUAACUGCGGCACAGGUCCUGCACAUAUAAUCAGUCAGAGUCCUGUUGUUCUUGGUCAGUGGCACAUUGUUACUGUAUUCAGAGAUGGCACAAGUGGCUGGCUACGUAUGGACAAUGAUAACCCCAUAUCCGGGCGCUCACAGGGUCAAUACACUAAGAUUACUUUUCGCUCACCACUGUAUGUGGGUGGAUCUCCGAACACUUACUCGCUGGUCAGGGCGACAGGCACAAACCGUGGCUUUGUAGGCUGCAUCCAGAGUCUGACCAUCAACAGCAUGGCUACAGACAUCAGGCCAUGGCCUGUGGGCAAAGCUCUGAGUGGAGCUGAUAUAGGUGAGUGCAGCGACAGUGUGUGUGACAAGGUCAGCUGUGCCAAUGGUGGAUCCUGCUUUGCCAACCGCGCUGAUGGCUACAUUUGCCUCUGUCCACUUGGCUUCAAGGGAGCUCUUUGUGAAGACAGUUUCUCUCUGUCUUCACCACUUUUCAAUGAAACUGUGUUUUCAUAUGCUGUCCUCCCGUGGCCUCAGUCCCCCCAGAGUUACCUCUCCUUCAUGGAGUUUGAGGUGACAUUCUGGCCAUCCGUGCCCAGUGGGGUGCUACUGUAUAGUGAUGAUGCAGGCAGUAGAGAUUUCCUGGCUAUAAACAUGGUGGAUAGAUAUGUGGAGUUCAGAUUCGACUGUGGUUCUGGAGAAGCUGUAAUACGGAGUGAGGAACAAAUAAGUCUGGACUCGUGGCAUGAGUUGAGAGUAUCUCGCACUGCUAAAAGUGGGAUCUUGCAAGUAGACAACCAAAAGCCAACUGAGGGAAUUGUUGAGGGAGCCUUCACACAGAUCAACUGCAGUUCACCUCUCUAUGUUGGUGGAGUCCCAGAUUACGAGAAAACCAAGAGGGCAGCAGGCGUUGUAAAACCUUUUACUGGAAUAAUUCAAAAGCUGAUCCUAAAUGACCGCAGCAUGCCAAUCACUGUGGGCUCUGCUACUGGCAUAAAUAUUGAAAACUCAGCUCACCCCUGUGUGGAAAGUCCCUGUGCCAAUGGAGGGACCUGCAGGCCAAAGUGGGACCACUAUGAGUGUGACUGCCCUCUAGGUUAUGAUGGAAGGCACUGCCAGAAAGAGUGUGGGAAUUACUGUUUGAACACUGUGACUGAAGCCAUAGAAAUACCCCAGUUUAUUGGCAGAAGUUACCUAACCUAUGACAACAGAGAUAUCCUGAAAAGAGUGUCUGGGUCCAGGACAAACCUGUUCAUGCAUUUUAAAAGCACGGCCAGGGAUGGUUUGUUGCUCUGGCGUGGAGACAGUCCGAUGAGACCCAACAGUGAUUUUAUUUCCAUGGGGCUUCAGGAUGGAGCUCUCAUUUUCAGUUAUAACUUGGGCAGUGGUGCGGCUAACAUUGUUGUCAAUGGAACAUUUAGUGAUGGAAAGUGGCACAGAGUCAAGGCUGUAAGAGAUGGCCAAUCAGGAAAGCUGACGGUUGAUGAUUACGGAGCCAAGACAGGAAGGGCACCUGGCAAGAUGAGACAACUAAAUAUAAAUGGACCCUUAUAUGUGGGUGGCAUGAAAGAGAUCGCCCUUCAAACAAACAGACAGUACCUGGGGGGACUGGUGGGUUGCGUGUCACAUUUCACGCUCUCCACUGACUAUCACUUAGCUUUGGUAGAGGACGCAGCUGAUGGCAAGAACAUCAACACCUGCUCCAACUGAAGGAUUUUUUUCACAAGAGGCUCAAUUUUUAACAUGUUUUCCAACUGGAUCUGUCAACCUGAAUCUGAGUAAACCAAAGCAGUAAAAAUUAAUGUGUUUAUUUUUUAUUAUUUUUUAUUAGAUUAAAGGGUGUGCGUUGAGAGCACCCUGAAAAUAAGAACAGUUAUGUCAUAUGAAUGUUCUCAUGAUCUCUCUGCUGAGAUAUAGUUUAUUGUAAUUUCUUUAAAACUUACUGUUCUGAAAAAAAGCAGACUUCAAAGGCACAAGUGCUUUGUCUAAAGACACGUGUUGGUGGUCAAUUAUGUUCUUUGUAAAAAUUUAGCAAAUAUGUCAAUCCAUGAGGGAAAGAAAACUUUUUUGGGAGACAAUUUCAAAAACAUGUUUACUUUCUUUGAAAGCCUUCUUUGAUUGCUGGAAGAACCGAAUUACACAAAUGGAGAAAAUUCACCAUGAACUUGAGCAGCUGACAAAACCUUUUUUCCAGAUUUUAGUUUUGACCCUUUAGGACAUUUGUUGUCUAAGGUGUAAUAGUUGUUUUCUUGUAUGAAGUGUUUUGUCAUUAGAUCCGUACAUUUUGUAAAGUAACGUUUUAUCAUGUUUUUAUUUUUAGAGGGUUUAGUUUUAUACAGUAAUGAGGUCAACUGCUUGUAAAAGUCCCCCCUCCCUCCUUUAGCCUACUUAUCCUUCAUUUGGAUCUUUCAGGUUUAGUCACAUGAAACUCUGAUCUGGACACAUGGUUUAUUUUGGUGGGAAUGUGAGAGGUAUUGCUGUCACAUGACAAACCACAUUUAAUAAGUUGUCCAGCCAUUAAAUUUCAUUUGUUAUACUGUCUUUGACACUAGUAAAAAAAAUCUUAUGUAAAUGUUGCAUCUAUAUAUGAUUCUAAGUAUUUUCUUUAUGCUGUAAAAGCACAUUUACUUUUCAAAUACAGUGUAAGGCUUGUCUCAAUUUAGAUUAAGACUACACCAUGAAAAUGAGAAUCUGCCAGACCAUGGAUGGUUCUGUAGGCUCAUGGGCGAGUCCAGAAAGUUUCACUGUACCGAAUAUUUUUAGCAUGCCAAAACAUCUGUGGGGACAUCAUGGUGGCAGCACAUGCAUGGAGCAUGGAGCAGACUGAUAGCAGCCAUUGAAACUUGCCCUUGAUGUGUUAGCGCCUAGAAUUUUAAAGAAAUUGGUUAUAUAUUGGUAUAUAAUAUUGGUUAAAGGCUACAACACAAUCGCUCUCAAUUUGAGCUGUCAUUGCUUUCAAGUAUAUAACACGGUGACACAUUUGCUCCACACGUUGCCUCAAGUUGAAACCAAAAUAAGCAAUUUCAAUUAACAGAGGCCUAUCAUCACGUCAAUUGUUUCCAGAGCCCAGUAGAUGGCAUGGACAGAAGACAGCUGCUCGCAUUAGAGAAGCCUGCACACCUCCAACUUUCUAGUAAGCUUUUUUACUGGAGUUGAAACUGUGUCUGCCACAUUGGCAAAUAGAAGUCCAUGUUUAUUUAUUAUAGGAAAAAAAAAAAGGUUUUAAUUAUUUUAAUUAACUAAUGACUAUUUUGAGUUAUGUGUCCAGAGUGAAAAAAAGAGAUGCAAAAAAUACACAGGAAAAAAAUGGUAUAAAUAAUACUGAUAAGCUUUAUAAAAAAAAAUAGCAAUAGCAUUUUCAUAUUCACAGGAAUCUGGAACUUUCAAGCUCCUAUAUCAUACUUUUUAAACCUUUCAAAGUAAACCAACUUCAAAUAUUUCAUGAAAUGAUGCCUUUAGCACUACAGAGUAUUCAUCCGUUGUGAAAUAUAGUUGUUUUCAUCCAACUAUGAACCAAAAUAAUUGCCUUCAAAGAGGCAGUCCCUCCAAUCAUAAUGUUGCCUUCCAAUCACACAGCUGAAGUUUGAACAAAGUUAGACACCUCUUGAGGCCAUAAAAACAGAUUUUCAAGACUAAGACAUGAACUAAACAAAGGAAAGGCUUCACAACUUUCCUUUCAAAGGGUCACAACUUUUAAAAAAGCCACCUAGAGCAGGAAUCCUCACAUUCUUCCUCUCAUCACCCCUAUCUGAUUAGAGAAACACUGUGGAAGGAGAUAUUGCUGUGUAUAUAUUCUCUAUCCACUUGUUUACAGAGCACAGGGAGGGGAUGUAGAACUCAUCAGGUUUACUGCGAGAUGCAUGAAUCAAGCAAAAUACACUUUUUGUCCAGGGUUUUGAUAAGGAAAGCUCUCAUUUGUAAAGUCAAAUUUAGUAAACAUUGCUCCAUGAUGUGACACCCAUGGCUUUAGCGAUGUAGUAAGAUGGCUUAAAAGGAAGAGGUGGUAAAACCUCUUUAUCGGGUAGUGUGGAUCGGUGCAAUCAAUGACAGGCUUCAGUCUGGAAAAAGGUUUUUAAAAUUGGACUGCAUUUUCUUUCCUUUGCAUUUGCAUCAAAUUCUAAACUCUACUGUUUUUCUUGAAUGAUCAUUUCCCCUCAGUUUGUUCUCUCCAAGAUUAUGUUUAUGGCAGAGCCAUUAUCAGUUAACCAUAUAAUUUAUUUUUGCAAAACAUGAAAUAGUUCUCCUACUGAUGUUAAAAUGACCAAAAGAAAGGCACUUAUUAAGAUAUAGGUCAAGUGUAUAUAACUGUAGAAGGUGAGUGUAAGUCCAGAUGGGUACAGAAUGUUCAUUAGGCCUCAUUAAAUAAUUAGGAUAUCUGUAUAGACUUAAUUGUGCGUGAUCCUAGGCAGUAGUAACAUUUUAGUGAGCAUGUAUUGUCUCUGUAGGUCAAGGUUGGAUUUAUUUUUGCUGCCCACUUUGAAAAUAUUUUUGUAUAAUUAUUUUGCUCUGUUAAAGUUUGUGCUUUAUCCUAUUUUUAAAAGAACUAUAAAUUUGACUGGGUUUGUAGUUUUGAAAAUGUAAUUAAUAGCUACGCCUCAAACCACUCAUCACCACUCAAUAACAUAAAAAAAAAAGGCCUCAAAUUCUUUCUAUUGAUAGCAAUGAGGGUAGGCUUUUCAACAAGUGUAUUAUUUCAGGACCUUUUUUUUUUUUUUUUACAAAAAGCACAGUUUGUAAUUAAUAUCAUUAAGUUUUCUUCAAAAACUCUAUUGCAGUAAAUAUUUGUACUUGGUUAAAGGCGAAUAUGUUAAAAAUGACAAAGACCUACCUUUCUUCUGCAGCGUGUGACAUUAAGACCUGUUGUUUGAACUUACUAUUUAACUCUUUAAUGUUUCUCUAAGUUGUGGGAAGUGUAACCUGGUGAACCGAGCAGAGCUGUCAUGUUCUGAGAAGUCUGCUGGUACCUGGUUUGAAAUCCCAUAGAUGCCACUUCUAAUGAAAGAUUGUUACCCCGCGGGUGCUGCAAACUGCUCACUGCUACCUACAGGAUGGGUUAAAAGCAAAUUUUACUGUAAAGCACAUUUGCAAUUACCAAUAAAGUUUAUUAUACUUGUCUUAAAUCA